AUGAUCUCAAAUAGAACCAAACUUAUGGUAUCAAUGGUAUCCAACAAAGAAAAUGAAAACCCUGAUCUGCAAAAGGGUUUUAAUGAUGAUAACGUACAAAAUACUGCCAUCGAGUUUGAAGAAAAUACGAAUUUAAACUCAGAAUUUUUUUACUUAGAAAAUAUGCCAAUUUAUUUAAUGGAUAGUACUGAAUUGGAGAAUGAUAAUAAUAUCAUUGAAGAUAAAGUUCUUGAUGCUUUCUCCAUUAGUGAAAUUUUAGCGGAUAGUCAGUUAUCGCCAAAAAUAAUUAACACUUCAUGUGACCAAACGGAGUACCUUAUGACUGAGACUGAAAACAGUUCGGCCUGUGAUAUUUUGCAAUCUAUUAAUCAAGACAACAGUCACAAUAAAAAAAGUGUGCAUCCAGACGAUGCUAAUUUUGAAGAACUUCUUGGGCGUUGGCACGAAGAGGCCGGUAGUGAUUUUUCCGACAGAGAUGGUGACGACACGCCAAACAUCAAAUGGAUUCACGUAAAGAACGUCAAUUACUUCAGUGGCUUGCUGAAAUUGAAAAUGAAGAAAACAGCGAAAGUGGAAAACCUCAAUGUUAGUGAAGGAAGUGAAAUUGAUGAGGUAGAUAUACAAAAUUAUAACACGGAUAGUGAAAUGUCAGCGAGUUUUAAAGAUGAGGGGUACUAUAUUCCUUGCCUCCCCGUUAUUGUAUUACGUAGUCCUACGUAUUUAGCCUUUGGAAGUCCAGCUACUGAUAUUUGUGGCUUUUGCAUAAGAACAAACCCUGAGAUAAAUACCACCAAGGAUGAAGAGCAAAGAUUAAAAUUAAAAAUGGAUUUAACUAUUCAUAAGACGCGAGCAAAGCAGUUUUUUAAAUCAAUGAAAGAGGAAUCUGCUGAUAGCGUGACAUAUUGCUUUGAUCUUCAACAGGUACAAAAUCUUCCAAAGGCGCCUAUUACUGAAGCACUCUAUUCUCAGCAACUGGCUUUUUAUGCAUUUUGUGUGAUAGAUAUUUUAACAAAAACUCCUGUUUUUUAUACAUGGCUUGAGCAUGAAGCAUUAAGAGGUAUGGUAGAAAUAAGUUUUGCGUUGACUGACUUUUUAAAAAAGACUGAUUUUGACCCAGAUAUUAAACAUUUAAGAUUGUUUUCGGACGGAUGUGGGGGUCAAAAUAAAAAUUCCCACAUGGUACAUGCACUCACCUUGUGGCUUUUGAAUAAUGCCCCAAAAACUAUUUAA
Diabrotica balteata is the source of this 1230-nucleotide messenger RNA. Lineage: Eukaryota; Metazoa; Arthropoda; Insecta; Coleoptera; Chrysomelidae. The record is from the annotation of a GenBank genome assembly.